Molecule: messenger RNA, 2207 nt
Organism: Hydractinia symbiolongicarpus
Lineage: Eukaryota; Metazoa; Cnidaria; Hydrozoa; Anthoathecata; Hydractiniidae
Product: aquaporin AQPAn.G-like
Exons: 3
Coding region: 1206-1694 (162 amino acids)
Biological process (GO): transmembrane transport
Cellular component (GO): plasma membrane
Molecular function (GO): water channel activity
Source: RefSeq, a predicted model, not a curated record
UUAUGCACGUAUACGAAACUGAAUGUAAUUUUAUAUCUGGUUGUGUUGUUCAUCUCUUAGUAAGAUUUGGAAUCCAUCAAUUUAUCCUUUGUGGAUGAUAUUGAGUGGAAUUUGUUGAGAUACAGUUUCGCUUGUACUACAUGCAGAUUUUAUAAUAACAUUCAAACACCGCGUGCGUUAUUUCUAAAUACAAAACAACUUUGUUAUAGAAGAAAGAGUUGCAAGUAUUAGGAAGUGGUUGAUAAGAAGGCGUUUUCGUGCUUUUAUCUCACUUGAAGAACGUGAUUUGAAUUAUUGUUUUAAGAUUUUAUUUAAUGUUAACUUCUCUUUUGAUCUUGUGUGUGUAUUUAGCUAAGUUACUAAAACUGGAAAUGAUGGUAUUUUAUGUGUGUCAUAUUUGUACGAGAUUAACAAAAGGGAUUUCUCUUCUACGAAAGUUUAGACGCAAAGGAAUAUCAAACAAAUCCCCAAUAUUUAAGUCCACCUCAUAACAAAACCCCGAAUUAAAAUCAAUUUAUUAAUUAGCACAAAGCCGUUGUGGUCACAUCUUACUCUCUUAAAUAAUAUGAGAAUUAAAUAUAUACUUAAUUGGCUAAGUGUGGCCAUUUGUGAUCAAAGCAAAGGAAUUUCUGAUAUUAAACACGUAAGUAAAAAACAAUAGAAAAAAAUUGGCUAUUGUAAUGCUGCCAGGAGACCCGGCUGAAUUUUUCAAGAAAAACAAGCUAGAUUCACAUGAAAUAGCUUGAAAUAAAUCUAUGAAUCUUUCUUUUUUUUAAAAAAAAAUCUAGACUGGUUCUUAAGAUGUUUGACUUGGAAGUGCUUCUAAUUAUUUUCAUUAUACAAAACGUCAUUUAAUUGAUAUAAAUAUGAUGCUAUAUUAAGGGUUUAAUGAGCCAUGGUUUUGCUUAUUCAGCUUGACAUUUUAAACAUGGAUGAAAAUGGAUAAAAAUACUUAGUUAUCCCGAUUAUCAUUCAUUUUUCAGGAUCUAACAUAUAAAGUUAUGAUUUUCCAUAACUAGGAAAACAUUUCUUAAGUCAAAAAUGAAAACCAAUUGUUUAAAACCAUGUAAAGUUUUUUAUUUAUACAAUCAUUCAUGUUCUUUUCUGCAAGCUCAACUUAUUUCGUAUCUCUUUCUCUGUUAUACAGCCAUUUGUGGUUUUAAUAAUGAAAGUUUAGGGUAGAUUGGGACUUUUCAAGAUGGCGGAUGAGCUGCGUAAUAAAUUUUUCUGGAGAGCUGUGUUUGCAGAAUUUUUUUGCUACAACCAUGUUUGUGUUCCUGGUCACAUCGGUGGUCGAUGCCAGUGACGGGAUCACACAAGUAGCAUUAGCAAUCGGCCUUGGUGCAUCUGUAUUGGUGCAAAUAGUUGGACCAAUCAGUGGAGCACAUUUUAAUCCAGCCGUUACCAUUGGUGUGUUUCUUAAUCAGGGCUGCAGUUUCUGGAAAUUGUUGUUUACAUUCCUGCGCAAUUUAUUGGAGAUAAUGUAUACCGGUUGUGGUAUUAACCCUGCAAGAGCUUUUGGACCUGCUGUGGUAUUUAAUUUCUGGGUGAAAUAUCAUUGGAUUUACUGGCUUGGACCUUAUAUUGGAAGUAUCUUAUCUGGAUUGUUGUACCGGUUCGUCUUUGGCGUGGAAGACACAAACCCGACGAUCCAAGUGCAGGAAACUAAUCAGUACGUUAAUGUAGCAGAAUGAAUGAAUGAAUUCAAUUGGUGGAAAAUCAUAUACUGAGUUUCAACGAUUGGUUAAACCUAAUUUUUAAAGAGAAAACACGAUUGCAACAUUUAUUUGGCAUUGUUGUUGUUUAAUGUAUUUUUGAUUGAUCUUUAAAUGAUUGCAUUUUUCUUGCACUAGCUUUAUCAAUUAAGAAGUGAUCAACUUUUGGGUUACGACAAAUUGGCCAUCGAUAUUUGAAAUGCAACACUAAUAAAAAACCCUUCAAUGGCCAGCAAUUUCAAAAACUUUGAAUUAAGAUUCCAUCACCAUUGGCUAUCUUUUCUUUUGUUUUGUGAGCACAGCACAGUAUUUUUUUUACGUUAAAACACGGUAUGGAACUUAACAGUUUUGACUACACUGCAAUACCGAAACGGAAAGUAAUAUAUUAUGUGCCGAAAAAUACCCAACAAGUUUUAGCAAGAUAUAUACCUUUUUGUAUUUCUAGAAGACGCAAAUAAAAAAUAAAUAAAUAAAAAUUUAUUAACUUGUAAU